AGCCUCGCCGUGGGCCCGAGCGGCGAGGAGCGGCCUUUGGCCUCCGCCAUCCCGCGGCCCGCGAUGGCAGCGGCGCCGGGCUGCGCGGGCGGCGGCCCGCGCGGCCGGCGGGAGUCCGCGCGGCCAUGCAGGCCGUCGCUGCGGAGGCCUCGGAGUGGUCCCCGGUGGUCAAUGGCCUGCGGAUCGGCCAGAUCGUGGAGAUCCGCGGCGCGGGCGCUGGCGGCGACGCCGCCCUCGAGGGGGAGCUGGGGCAACUGGUGAACUACCUGCCCGAGGUGGACCGCCUGCGCGUCGCGCUCAUAAGCAGCGGCCAGCGCAUCCAGCUGGAGCCCGCGCACGUCGUCUCGGCGGGCCCGUGCAGGGGUCCCGGCGCCGGCGGUGGCCCCGAAAGCUUCGACCUGGUGCUGGGGCCCCGCACGAGCAGGGAGGCCAUGGCCGAGGGCAUCUCGGACUGCCUGGGCCAGAAGGGGUUCUGUGUGCUGAAAGUGAUCCAGGCGACGGAGGAGCUGGCGGAGGCGUUCGAGGUGCUGAAGGACUGCGAGCAGAGGGGCGAGCUCGGCCGGCUGGCGCGCGAGGUGGAGGAGGGCUACCUCGGAAGGAGCGGCCGCGCCAAGGCCACCUGGCUCGACCCAGACGGGGACCUGAUGCAUCCCGGCGGGCUCCUGGCCCGGAGUGACGCGAACAUCACCGCACUGGCGGAGGCGCUGCAACCACGUUGCGGCGACUGUGCUGGUGCCCCGAUCGAGGACCGCACCCCUUCGCUGGCAUGCCUGUCGAUGUCCGACAUGGACGAGGCCGACUAUGAGCAUCCCAUCGCCACCGACCAGGUGAUUUACGAGUUCUACUCGACGUGGGUCCGAAGCGUGCUGCGAGUCAUUCACUUCCUGGGGCCAGCCAGAGGUAUGGCGGAGCUGACCGUGAAACCAGGCGCGCCCACCACACUGGGCCUGGAUCCAAGCCUGGAGGUGGCGGCCAGCGCGGGCACCAUACUCAUCUUCCGAGAGGACACCUUCGAGUAUUCGUACGAGGAGCCUGAGGAAGGCGAGGCCUGCUGGCUGCAGGCUUUCCUCAUGAAGCCGGCCGCCCGGUGGGCCUUGGGCGAACUCCGCGGUGACGCCCUCAGCUUGCUGCGGGGCCCGGCAGGGGGCCCCGCUCCCCCUCCUCCGGACGCCGACAACUUGGUCGCAGUGACUGCGCUCUCGAUCCAGGCGUGCGGCAGGAUGACGGAUCACCACAAGGAGUGGGCGGCGUACUUCGCGGGCUGCGACGGGCACCUGGAGAUGCCAGUGGCCAGGUUCGAUUACCUCCCAUUCUACAGCGAGCUGGAGGACGACGUGGAGGGCACGACCUACGUCAGGCACUUCUCCGUGCAGGUGGAGAUCCCUGGGCUCAGGCAGACGCCGGCUGGAGCACCAGUGCCAGAUCUACAGCGCAAGCUCGAAGACAUAGACGACGAGACGCUGUGCAGUGAGCGAGGAGUUGACGUCAUUCUGGAGCGUCUCGACCGGAUGUCAGGAGAACGCCGUGGUGACGAGCGCCGGAAAGUCGCUCGAGAGUGCCUGCUUGAUUAUUCCAGGCGCCACAACGAGAACCGGGCGGAAUAUUGCGCCAGGAUUGACGCGGCGUUCGACCGGGUGGCGUCUCAGGGCCUGGCCCUCUCGGACGACUGGAAGCUCAUGUUCCUAGAGGAGGGCGUCGGCCUGGACGACAAGUUGGCCCAGCUGGCGAAGAUCUCUACGCGGGGAGAGCGCGCCUACAAGGCUGCGCUCGCGGCCAUCAUGGAGAUGGACAUCAGCCAUCGCGAGCAUCUGUCGAGCAAGCGGAGGACGUUCGUGACGAUGGAGCCAAAUAGCCACGCCUACACUCCCAAGGGCGCGGCCCCGCCUCCACCGACCCCUCCGAUGUCGUGGCCGGUGGAAGCAGGUUGCGACGACGAGUCUCUACUUGACUACUCAGACGUCUCUUCGAUGAAUUCGGAAGGCGAGAUGGCAGUGUGGGCAGUCUUGGAGACAGCGGACGCGGGCGAGGAUGACGCCCCGGCAGCGUUGGCGGCCAUUAACCAGGAGCGCCGCAAGACGUGGAAAGAUAACAAGGAUCUCAAGAGGCGCUUGAAAGUCGGCAGGAAGUUCUUCGACCGCUCUGGAGCUCGUGGCACCGAUGGGCGCGAGAAGCCUCGCAGUUCUGGUCGCAGAGCAGCGAAUUGCACCUUCCGUCCUCGGGGGAAUCGUCUACCCUUGGCAGAACUGAUCAAGCGUACUUGGUGUCGGUUAUGCCACGAGAGUGGCCACUGGUCGAAGGGCCCCCCCAACAUGCCGGGCAGCAGCGCUCCGAGGGCAGCGCGGCCACCCAAGGGCGGCUCUCACUUCUCCGGCCUCAGCUUCAUGUGCGUGAAUGCGCUGGACGGCUACGGCGCCGGCGCCUCUGAAGGCUCCGCCUCGCUCCAACCUCCAGCCUACGCUGUAGUACUGUUGUCAGUAGGUCUUGGAGCCAUGGUCGUGGACGCGGCCGCAGGACAGGGUCUAAUGGGGCAGCCCGCUCUGGAGAAGAUCGAGAGGCGCCGGGCCUCCAAGGAGUUCGCGAUUCCCAAGGAGGGGCGUCCGACCGCCGUGGCGGAGCGGCUGACGAACGAGAAGGAUCAAGCCUGGGUCUACGGGGCGACGGGCUCCCACGUGCUGGAGGGUCUGAACAAGUCCCAGAGCGGGGUGGCGGAUUCGGCGGCGUCAGCGGUGGCGAACCUCCAGAGGGGCGAGGCAUUCAUGAAAGACGUGAAGACGGCCCAGCGUCGCGCCGUGUCGGCGAAGCGCAAGGUCGAGAAGGAUAACAACGAGAUGGAGGUGGAGUCUCUGGCCCAGCACGACCUGGCAGCGCAGGCCAAGAUGGCGCGAGAUGUACAGGCGAAGUUCCAGCAGCGGUUUGACGGGAUGACGGAGGUGCUGAAGGGGGUCGCGAUGAACCAGCUGACCCAGGGCGAGGCUCUGGCGAGGGUCAACCACGCGGGGAGCGAACAGAUCACGGCCCUGGCAACGAUUCGCGGCGAGGCUCAAUCAGCGAGUUGCCUGGCACGAAGCCUCCAGGACGCAGCGAGCGGCAAGGCCGGCCUAUCGCCGCCUCGGGCAGACCAGGGCGCAGCUGCGCAAGCAGGUCCAUCGUUGACGGAUGAGCCGAAGUCUCCAGCGGCGCCAGCUACGUCAUCGCCGGCGGCGCCGACGACGGGGCCGAGCCCGCAGCCUCCGUCGCGGAUGGCCGCGGGCCCGAUUCCAGCCGGAGCGACGUGGGCCCACGUCGGGGCGGCGCCGCUCGACCCGACCAAGCUUCCUCCAGCGAUCGCAAGGGGCGUCCAGGAGCAGAAGGAAGUGUCCAGGGCGGAGGGGGCACCGGUGCCCUGCGCAGCGCCGUCGCUCGGCCGCUGCCCCACCUGCCCGAGCGUGGCCGCGACGCAGCAGAUGAACCCUCAGUUUCUCUUAGAUGCGCAGGGGGGGCCUAUCCAGGACUCUCUGGAGACGGUUUCGAGCUGCGAGAUUCCGCCGAUGGGCCCGCUCAUCGUGGCAGCCCCGCAGAGGCCCUGCGACCGGAGCAAGGGGAAGGCGAAGGGCUCGGAGGACCUACGACUGCCAGGGCAAGUGGCGCUGAGCGGACCUUCUUCUCAGGAGCUGCGGGUCAGGAAGCUGUCUGUAGGCAGCGGUUUUCAGUUCUCGGUCAGGGCCCCGGGCAAGCCCGAGCUCCGACGGACGGGCGCGGAAGGCGAGGGGGGCGCGGAGGGGGGCGAGGUCACCGGCGCCCCUGGGGCGGAGCACGAGGUCGAGAUCACCGCUCCCAUCAAGCGUCUCAUUCAUAAGGUGCGCGUCAAUUUAGGACACGGCCGCGGCCUGUUAUGCGCGGCAGUGCGCUAUUCGGGACCUGGCGCGGCAGGGGCUGUCUCGUACAACGAGCAGGAUGAGGCCGACAGAACGCGCAUCUACCGGAUAGUGGACAGCGAAGACAGGAUCGAGGGCUUUGGGCAGGCCGAAGAAGGCGUCAUGGUCUGCUGCGUCUGCUCCCGCUUCUGUCUCAAGUGCUGGACAAGUCCCAGGCGCUCCGUCGUCGAACGGGGCGUCCAGGGGCCAGAGAUGGUGGACCACCUGCGCUCGACUGCGUCUUUACCGGUGGUCAUGCGCCGCUUUGAUCCGAAGCGGUUCUUUUUCGCCACGGCCAGCGACUGUGGCGGCGUUGGCCCUGACGUCCACCUGGCCCUGCUGCAGGACGGCAUCGAGCUCUUCGACAACCGGGAACACGGGCAAGAGAGGAACGAGGAGGGUGGGAGCAAGAAUGACGAGGUGGAGGACCACUGCGGAGCAGAGAAGGGGUCAGUACGAGAUGCAGAGAGGACUAGCGUUUUCGAAAUCUCGAACAAGGAGGCUUCGUGCAUGGACCCGCAGUGCAGGCAGGUGCUGGAGGUUGGAUACCUCAGCAUUCACCAGCUGGGGAUCACUAAGAAGGACUGCAACGUGAAGCCGCUCCACGCCAGUGUCUCCGUCGGCCUGGACAAGCAGGAGUGGAUGAUGAUGACCUCGACUGGUGAGGCGCCUUCUAGCAUAGGCACGAAUAACCAGCUCGCAAUCACAGCGAACCGCUUCAACUACGUGUUCAACCUCAAGGGAGGCAGCUUCGUCUGCGACACCGCUUGCUCGUCUUCGCUGGUCGCAGCGCACCUGGGCAAGGUGAAUCUUCUCGAGCGCAGAUGGGACCCCCUCGAGUGGCACUUGGGCUGUGGCACCGCCCUGACCCUGACGGUGCACUCGUUCGUGCACAGCUGCGCCGCGAGGAUGCUGUCCCAAGGCGGCCGCUGCUUCACCUUCGACCGGUCGGCCGACGGCUACAACAGGGGCGACGGCACCGCUGCCCUGGUGCUCCAGGCGGGGGCCCUCGAGGAGCGCAGGCUGGUGCUCUUCCGGGGCAGCCAGAUGGGCCAGGACGGCCGCAGCGCGGGCAUGUCCGCCCCCAAUGGCCCGGCGCAGGAGAAGUGCGUCCUGGGCGCCAUGCGCGAGGCGCGGAUGACGCCCCCGGAGGCCACGGUCUGGGAGUGCCACGGCACCGGCACCGCGCUGGGGGAUCCCAUCGAGGUCGGAGCGGUGAGGAAGGUCCAGACCAGGGAGAAGAGGCUGGAGACGCUGCUGGUCGCUACCAGCAAGUCCAACUUCGGCCACCUUGAAGGAAGUGCUGCCGCCAUCUCCAUGAACAAGUGCAUUCUGGUCGUGCUCAGAAACUCGUGUCCUGCGACUCAGCACCUCCGAGUGCUGAACGCGCACCUCAACACGGACUUUGAUGCCCACUUCGUGACUGAGAUGACGACUUACAGUCACACGCAGACCAACUGCCACGUGUCGUCGUUCGGCGUGGGCGGCACGAACGGCCACGCCAUCUUCUGGGGCGAGGCGUACAGCCCCCCCGUUGACGUCCAGAGCGCCCUCACCAGCAAGAUGCUGAGCGCAGUGGCCCCGAUCAUCGUCAACGGCAGCGACCCCGCGGCCUGGGAGUACUCGGGCCCACCCUUCCACGCGGCGCCGGACGAGGAGUACAGGGUCGUGUUCACCAGGGAUCCGGUGACAGGAAGAGACGACGUCCGCUACGAGAGGGUCCACAGAGAGGAGCUGCGCCCCCCAGAGUUCUACGCCCUGGCCGGCAACCACAACGGCUGGGCCGCGGAGAGGAUGCUGGACGGCAGGGGCGAACAGAUCGCAGGCACCGAUGGAGCGGACGGAGACAGCACCGACGAGGACAUGGGCGCAGGUCACGCAUCUGCUCAAUCCAUCGCGCCUGCGCUGGACGGCAGCGGUGCGGGCUGCGACCUCGAUGAGAGAGAUGCUGCUGCCAGGCGCUGGCUGGCCAGUCGCAGCUUCUUCGCCGUGGUGGGGGCGAUGAAGUCUGGCACCUGCGCGCUGAGGUACCACUUGCGGGCUUCCACUUGGGAGGACAAUUCGUGCAUACCCGCGCAGGAGCUUCACUUCUUCGACGACGACGAGGAGUUCCGUAAGGGCGCCGCGCACUACAGGUCGUGGUUCGAGUGGGACAAACGCUGGCCCCCGCCCGACGUGGUUGGGGACGUCACGCCGAGCUACCUCUACAUCCCCGAAGCGCUGCCGCGCCUGCGACAGCUGAUGCUUGUGGCUAUUCUUCGCAAUCCUGUGGAGCGCUUCGCCUCGCAGCCGGGGAGCUCCAAGUGGGGCACCCGCCUCUCGGCCUCACGGAGAGCAGGGCUCGAGCUGGGCGGUAUUUUCAGUGCAACAUCGCAGUGCAACACGAACAGUUCAACAUCGCAGUGCAACAUCGCAGGCAAUCACGGCCAGAGCCCAUUCUCGCAGUGCAACAUCGCAGUGCAACAUCGCAGUGCAACAUCGCAGUGCAACAUCGCAGGCAACAUCGCAGUGCAGCACGAACAGUUCAACAUCGCAGCCCGCGCAGACAGGGCACCCUCGCGGUCCGACGCCUUCGCGCGCGGGCUGUACGGCUCGCAGCUGCGGCGCCUGCUGGACCUGUUCCCCCGAGGGCAGCUGCUGGCGGUGGUCUCGGAGCGCUACCGCAGUACCUCCGCGAUGUCCACCGGUUUCUGGUCCCGUGGGCACCCUUCUCCGGUGAGCGCGACGCAGUGCAUGUGCGGCGUCCGUUUGAUUGCGCACUCUGCUCCAGAGAGCAUGCUCGUCGAGAUGGAUUACAGGACGGCGAGACAGUGGCUUGCAGCUACUUGCGGCGAGUCGGCUACUCUCCUGGUGUUCGAGACCACGGACACGCUGCUCCAUGAGGGCGCUACGCAGGCGGAGGUCCUUGUCAUUACUUAUACGGGAUCGAAGCCGACGGCAUGCAUGUUGCACUACAUUGCAGAGAAGCAGCAGAGCCCACACAUCCUGCGCCCAAAGCAGGGCCUCCAGACGAUGACCAACCAGUCCAAGAAGCUGCUGCGUCACAGCGACGUCCAGCGGCAGGUGCUCUCAAAGGCUGACAAGGCGCCCGGAGGCAAAGUUCAACGUGGACUACGACUCCUGGCAGCAGCGGAGAUUAUGGCGAACCUGAAGAAGUACGGGGCCACCCAGACGGAUGUCGACAGGGGUUUCCCCGAAGACGGCCAAGACGCCCAGGUCUACAACGGCGGCUCGGACAACGUGUGCGAGGAGGAAGGGGAAGUGGUCCCUGCGUAUGCGGAUGCGCUGGGUAUGAUCUCGACUUGCAUUGCAGCGGAGAACAUCGAGAUUGCGAAGCAGAAGACGUCGAAGUGGAAGAAGCGUUUGGAGUGCGGAUCUGUGAAGAUUGAUGACGCAAUUGUUCAGAGCGGCGGCGCCAGCGGCGCCCUUUGGUCCCCGCUGCCGCAGCUGCGCCGAAUUCGCGCCUUCCUCGGGCUGGACCCGGACGCGUCCGGGUGGGACAGCGCCUCGCCGUUGCCCGAGUCACACGUGCGCGGCCCGUACGCGGAGGAGCUGCCGGAGGCGGACCGGGCCCGGCUGCGCGCCUUGUACGCGCAGGAGGUGGCGGACCUGAGGGCCCUGUUGGCCGACGCGCUCCCGGGCGAUGGGCUUCCUGCUCCGCGCGCUUGGUGUGCUCUCGUGCUGCUCGAAAUGCAGCUUGCCACCCAGCUGCACUAG
Prorocentrum cordatum is the source of this 7610-nucleotide messenger RNA. Lineage: Eukaryota; Dinophyceae; Prorocentrales; Prorocentraceae. The record is from the annotation of a GenBank genome assembly.